AUGAAAUACUUCUUUCCCCUUUUGACUUUGGCUGUAUUGGUGGUGGCAUGUAACUCUGCCGAGGUACAAAAGCAAAAUGGUGCAAGAAUUAAUGCUGGCUGGAUACGACCUGGAGAUAUUUUGUUAACUAGGAGGAACGUAUUUAUCAAUGCCAUACCAAAUGUUAUCCAGUCCCAAGACUUUAUAUACCGUGGUGCCGCUACUACAUUUAUUUCGGCAAUCAGUGCUUACCAAGUGGGAUGGAACCAGUACGCAACUGCCUACAUUAUUGGCGGAGGUAUCGGAUCUAACAACGUGACCAUUAGAAUGCAAACUGCAAGAGGAUACGGAUUCAACUUCAACAUCGACAUUUAUGGUCGCUAU
Molecule: messenger RNA, 363 nt
Organism: Brenthis ino (lesser marbled fritillary)
Lineage: Eukaryota; Metazoa; Arthropoda; Insecta; Lepidoptera; Nymphalidae
Source: the annotation of a GenBank genome assembly